This is a messenger RNA of Betta splendens (Siamese fighting fish), 5659 nucleotides long. RefSeq names its product myomesin 1b (gene myom1b). The record is from RefSeq and is a predicted model, not a curated record. The coding region runs from base 212 to 5065 and encodes 1617 amino acids. Gene Ontology annotation, molecular function: protein binding. NCBI's taxonomy places the organism in Eukaryota, Metazoa, Chordata, Actinopteri, Anabantiformes, Osphronemidae. The transcript is spliced from 38 exons.
CUCGCCAUACAAGGCUGUGACUGCUGCUUGGACUCUUCGGCCAGGCCAACAUUAUUUUUGUUGUGUAGACCACAGUGUGGCACGCACCAACCUGCAGGUCUGCUGGGUUGUUUCCUCUACAGCUUUGAGGUUUAGGGACUGCGUGUGGGACGCCCAAACAGGCAGCGAGGCUCCUAAAAAGUCAGAGCAGGUACGAGGAGAGACCUGCAGCAUGUCUGGAUCUAUACCCUUCUACCAGAAGCACCACCGCCACUAUGACCGCGGCUACCGUAGCAGGGAGGCCGAGUCAAAGCUGAGCCAGUACCAGUCCAGCAGCAGGUACAGUGCUGCCAGCAGCACUAGCAGCAGCAGGCGACUUAACCUGUCUUCACUUUCUGGGCUGGACGAGUGCCGUGUGAGCCCCACUCCAAAGAGAGCCAAGCCAACUUACUUGGCUGUGGACAAAGAGAACCAAAUCAUCGGCUAUGUAGUGCCUAUCUUCAGGGGCAGUCAAGAGUUUGCUUCUGGAGUUUCGGACACAGAGGGAGCAAGGGGGAGGGACACAUCAUCGCACAUGGCUCGCAGGGGCUUGUUCACCAGUGGCCUGGAGAUGGAGCGGUCAGAGCAGAUCUCCAGGAAGGAGGCCAUGCGCGAGUCGGCCGAGCGCAUCUCUAUGAGCAAAAGGAUCCAUGAACACGAGGAGCACUUCAAACGCAUGAACGAAGACAGCCUGAUGCACGCCCCAGAGUUCGUGAUCAAGCCGCGCUCCCACACCGUGUGGGAGAAGCAGUGUGUGCGGCUGCACUGCACCGUCAGCGGCUGGCCCAACCCGCGGGUCGUCUGGUACAAAAACAAUGUGGCCAUUGACCCGCUCGCCAACCCGGGCAAGUUUAAGAUUGAGAGCAGAUACAACGUGCACUCGCUGGAGGUGAACAAGUGCGAUUUUGAUGACACGGCGCAGUAUCGCGUCUCCGCCAUGAACGCCAAGGGAGAGCUGUCGGCAUUCGCCUCCAUCGUGGUCAAGAGGUUCAAAGGGGAAGUUGAUGAUUCCCUGCCAGCCCCCAGACACGGCCCCGUCUCUGAGUACGGCAUCACCUUCCAGACUCACAUUGUGGACAAGUUCGGCGUGUCGUUUGGAAGAGAGGGCGAGACCAUGAGUUUGGGCUGCACGGUCGUCAUCUCGCCGCCUCUGCACCGCUACCAGCCAGAGGUGGAGUGGUACCGAGACGACGUCCUGCUGGCUCCUUCCAAAUGGCACCACAUGCACUGGAGUGGAGACCGGGCCACGCUGACGUUCACGCACCUCAACAAAGAGGAUGAGGGGCUCUACACCCUGAGGGUCACCACCAAGUCUGGAUACGAAACCUACUCGGCCUAUCUGUUUGUCAGAGAUGCUGACGCUGAAGUGGAAGGAGCUCCGGGUGCUCCACUGGACGUUCGCUGUCUGGACGCCAACAAGGAUUACAUCAUCGUCACCUGGAAGCAGCCGGCCGUGGACGGCGGCAGCUCCAUCCUGGGCUACUUCGUCGACAGGUGUGAGGUGGGAACCGCCCACUGGAUCCAGUGCAAUGACACGCCGGUCAAGUUCGCCCGCUUCCCCGUCACCGGCCUGGUGGAGGGCCGCUCCUACACCUUCCGCGUGCGCGCCGUCAACAAGAGCGGCAUCAGCCACCCGUCCAGGGUGUCUGAACCGGUGGCGGCCAUGGACCCAGCGGACCGGGCCCGCAUGAGAGGUACCUCUGCUCCCUGGACCGGCCAGAUCAUCGUCACGGAGGAGGAACCUGCAGAGGGCGUCGUCCCCGGCAAACCUCGCGAGCUGCAGGUGACUGAGGCGACCAAGAACUACGUGGUGCUGAGCUGGAAGCCGCCGGGGGAGAAGGGCCUGGAGGGCGUCAUGUACUACGUGGAAAAGUGCGUCUCCGGCACAGACAGCUGGCAGAGGGUGAACACCGAGAUCCCCGUCAAGUCGCCUCGCUUCGCGCUGUUCGACCUCGCCGAGGGCAAAUCCUACAGCUUCCGCGUGCGCUGCUGCAACGCGGCCGGCGUCGGGGAGCCGUCGGAGCCCACGGGAGCGACCACGGUCGGAGACAAGCUCGAUAUCCCAUCAGCCCCGGGGAAGGUUGUCCCCACCAGAAACACGGACACGUCGGUGGUGGUGUCCUGGGAGGCGUCUCGUGAUGCCACUGAGCUGGUGGGCUACUACAUCGAGGGCAGCGUCGUGGGCAGCAGCGUGUGGGAGCCGUGCAACAACAAACCCGUGAAGGCAACCAGGUUCAUCUGCCACGGUCUGACCACCGGAGAGAAGUACGUGUUCCGGGUGAGGGCCGUGAACGCCGCGGGCCUCAGCCAGUUCUCCCAGGAGUCGGAGCCGGUGGAGGUGAAGGCUGCUAUCGGGGGCGGCAUCCCUCACGGUGUGUUGCCCGAGACGGGGCCAGGGGGUAACAUGGGCCCACUAAUCGAGCACAGGCCACACUGGACGGGCACGCAUGACCCUGUCCAGUCCCCUCCUCACACUGCGCAAGCGUGCAAUCAGAAAACUCAGGCUGACACUGAACCCCGGGCGGGGCGCCGCGCCGCCGGCGCAGGCCUCACGCGGGUCAGCCAACCCCAGGGGGGCGCCAGCGAGUCCUGGGCCCCCGUCCUGGCUAAAGACCUGCUCUCAGAGUCUGUGUCAGACUCAGUUUCCAGCUCACUCACUGACAAAGUCACGGCAGCGCAGUUAGAGCCGGUCACUGCUGAGGUCCAGCAUCGGGCCGCGGACGCGGCCGACGGGCCUGAGGCCGAGCGGGCGCGUAAGUUCUCUGUAGAUGCGUCUGCUAAACGGGACAAAGCAGGACCCCGGACGGAGACGGGAGCCUCCCCCGCUCCUCCCUACGGCAUCAGUGUGCUGGAGUGUGUGCGCGACUCCAUGGUGCUGGCCUGGAAGCAGCCCAGCUGCGCCGGCGGCGCCGACAUCACCGGCUACUUCGUGGAUUACCGCGAGGUCGCCGAUGGCGUUCCCGGCAAGUGGCACGAGGCCAACAUCAGGGCCGUCAGCGAGAGGGCCUACAGAGUGUGUGACCUGAAGGAGAACAGGAAGUAUCAGUUCCAGGUGCGAGCGGCCAACAUGGCGGGCGUGGGCAUCCCGUCUCGUCCCAGUGACACCUUCCUGUGUGAGGAGUGGACCAUCGCCGUGCCGGGACCCCCUCAUGAUCUGCAGCUGAGAGAAGUGCGCAGUGACUCUCUGGUGUUGCUAUGGAAACCGCCCGUGUACCAGGGACGCGAUCCGGUCAACGGCUACUAUGUGGACAUCAAGGAAGGGGACGCGCCGGAGGAGGCCUGGAGAGGCGUCAACAGCAAGGCCACGGAGGCCACGUACCUCAAGAUUCAGCAUCUGAAAGAGGGCGAGACGUACGUGUUCCGCGUGCGCGCUCAGAACAAGGCCGGCGUUGGGAAGACCUCGGACGUCACGGAGCCGGUCCCAGCCGUGACCAAACCAGGCACCAAGGAGAUCGUGGUGAGCGUCGAUGACGAGGGCAUCGUCUCCCUGAACUUUGAAUGCGGAGCCAUGAAGCCCGACUCCAAAUUUGUGUGGUCCAAGAAUUACGAGGAAAUCACAGAGCCAACUCGUCUGACGAUCGAGACCAAGGGAAACAAGUCCAAAGCUGCUUUCAAAGCUCUGGGGGAGGAGGAUGUUGGAAUUUACUCGUGCCUCGUGACCCACACUGAUGGUGCUUCAUCCAGUUACACUCUCUCUGAGCAAGAACUCAAGAAGCUGCUGGAGAUCAGUCAUGACCACAAAUUCCCCAUUAUUCCCUUGAAGUCAGAGUUGGCCGUGGAGAUGCUGGAAAAGGGCAAAGUUCGCUUCUGGCUGCAGGCGGAGAAGAUCUCAGCAAACGGCAAAGUCGAUUACGUGUUCAACGAUAACGUUCUCUCUCAGGGCGAGAAAUACAAGAUGAACUUUGACAAGAACACAGGGGUGAUCGAGAUGAUCAUGGAUUCUUUGACCCCAGCUGACGAGGGCACGUUUACCUUCCAGCUGCAGGACGGGAAAGCGACCAACCAGUCCAGCCUGGUGCUCAUAGGAGACGUGUUCAAGAGUCUGCAGAAAGAAUCCGAGUUCCAGCACAAAGAGUGGUUCAGAAAGCAAGGUCCUCAUUUCAUCGAGUAUCUGAGCUACGAGGUGACCAACGAGUGCUGCGUUAUACUCAAAUGCAAGGUGGGCAACGUGAAGAAGGAGACCUCCGCGCUGUGGUACAAGGACGGACACGAGAUCAAGUCGGACGAGCACCUGGGCUUCACCGAGGGCGUGCUGAAGCUGGAAAUAGCUCAGAUCUCCAAGAAGGAUUCCGGUGUGUAUGAGGUGGUUCUGAAGGACGACAGAGGAAAGGACACUUCUACACUGAACCUGACAAAUCAAAGUUUCAAGGAUUUAAUGAACGAAGUCUUCAGUUUUAUUGCAAACUCCUCCACUCCCCUAAAGAUCACAAGCACAGAUGAAGGCAUCCGGCUCUACACAUUUGUCAACUACUAUAACGAUUUACUCCAAGUGACGUGGCAUUACAAGGAUUCCGCCAUCGCCUUCUCGGACCGCAUAAAGAGCGGCGUGGUGGGGGAGCAGCUGUGGCUUCAGAUCAAAGAGCCCACGGAAAAGGACAUGGGCAAAUACGCCAUCGAGUUCAACGACGGCAAGGGAGGCCUGAGGAGGUCCGUGGAGCUGUCUGGCCAAGCAUUUGAUGACGCCUUUGCAGAGUUUCAGAGACUGAAAGCUGCUGCUAUCGCAGAGAGAAGCCGUGCUCGAGUAGCUGGAGGCCUCCCUGAUGUGGUCACCAUCCAGGAGGGCAAGGCUCUCAACCUCACCUGCAACAUCUCGGGCGACCCCGUGCCGGAGGUCACCUGGCUGAAGAACGACAGGGAGAUCACGUCCGACGACCACUGCAUCCUGAAGUUCGCGUCGGGCAAGUUCGCCAGCUUCACCAUCACCGGCGUGACCGUGUCGGACUCCGGCAAGUACAGCAUCCUGGUGAAGAACAAGUACGGCACGGAGAGCGGGGACUUCACCGUAAGUGUCUUCAUCCCAGAAGAGGCGGGCGGCAAGAAAAAAUAGAGGCGGUCCAAAUCGUGUCGCGAAUUUGUACAAAAAAAAAAAUCUGCGGACGCCAGAAAGGUGCUUGAGGAGGUGUUGGAUGUUUUGUGUAGAGUAUAAACAGAUAUUUAGAGGUGCUGAAUCUGAAAAAGGAAUGUGGAGUGGGGUUAAGAAUAAUGAACCUUUUGACAAUUGCAUUUAUGUUCACUGAGCUCAUUUAAGAACUGGUGCAAUUUGUGUCAAAUAUCAUUCAUUUUUCGGUGUUUGCUUUAGACUAAACUUUCCAGGUCACGCUGUAGUUUAAGACGAAUUGAUGGGAUGGAUGCAGCACAGAAGACAGUCAGUUAUUUGAAAAAAUGAGCCACCUCACAGACACAGUUUCCACUUUUCCCUUUUAUUUGUUUGUUUCAUUUCACUUUCACUGUCACAUUAUGAUGAACGCUCUUCACCGCUGGUUUCACGUCCCAGUCCCAGUCCACCAUUAAUAAUUCUGUCUUUGUGAUGAUGAUAUUAAUGAUCACACUGUAAUGGCGACACUGUUAAUGCCAACAACAGUGAUUCUUUCUUCAUUUCCCCUGUUUCUGGAUGACACUAAUAAAAAGCAUGUGCCCCACA